Plenodomus lingam JN3 is the source of this 864-nucleotide messenger RNA. RefSeq lists its product as uncharacterized. NCBI's taxonomy places the organism in Eukaryota, Fungi, Ascomycota, Dothideomycetes, Pleosporales, Leptosphaeriaceae. Gene Ontology annotation, biological process: secondary metabolite biosynthetic process. Gene Ontology annotation, cellular component: cytoplasm; nucleus. The record is from RefSeq and is a predicted model, not a curated record. Gene Ontology annotation, molecular function: hydrolase activity.
AUGCCUACUUUACCUGCCUGUCCCAACGAUCUGCAUCACCCCACAACAACGCCUGACACGAAGGCACUGCCACGCAUACUUUGUUUGCAUGGAGGGGGUGUUAAUGCUGCAAUCUUCGAAGCGCAAUCCCGAGGCCUUAUUCGCCAUCUACAACAUUCCUUCCACCUCGUCUGGGCUGAUGGGCCAUUCUUCUGUGACCCGCACCCUGAUAUUAUCCCAGUAUACAGUUCCUACGCACCCUUUCGGAGAUGGCUAAGGUGGCUUCCUGAGCAUCCAGAGAUUGACACAGAGAGCUGCAUUGAGGAGAUUGGUUACUCCUUGCGAUCUGCGAUAGUGGAAGAUAAUCGGCUGGGUUUUACAGGUGAAUGGGUAGGCUUGAUGGGUUUCAGUCAAGGGGCUAAGCUCUGUGCAAGUCUACUGAUCGAACAGCAAGCAAGAGAAGAGGAGGCGAAAAAAUCAGGUGAGGCCAUUCAGCCUAGCUUGGUUGGGUUUUCAGAUUGCAUUUGGAGGUUUGGUAUCUUGCUUGCAGGCAGGGCGCCCUUGAGCAAUCUGCACCCGGAUCUACUCGAAAGCGACGCACUGGUCAAUGCAGGCGAUCUCUCCGAAGGAUUUCAGUUUAGCGGAGAGGUGCAUGUGCACGCGAAGCUGAGGAAGCCUACACUUCAUGUCCACGGUAUGGCGGAUGCUGGAUUACAUCUCCACCGACGGCUGUUCCACGAAUACUGUGAAGGUGGCACAGCUACAUUAGUUGAGUGGGAAGGCGCGCAUAGAAUACCGCUGAAGAGCAAAGAUGUUAUGCGUGUGGCCACCGCAAUAUACGAUAUGGCGGAGGUAGCAGGAGUAGAAGUGCAUAGGACGACGUAA